UCGUUAGUCUAUUCUAAAACUUAUUGGUAUUGUGUUGUUUUCCAAGUAUCAACAUUUUACCGUGAAACAUCAUGUAUGUCAACGCUUGGGGAAUACCAGUGUAAUAUAUUUAUCUUUAGACGAGAAAAGUGGAUUUGUUUUGAAUUGGUUACAUCGAUAAGUUGAUAUUAUUGCGAGUUAAUUUUAAAUGUUAUUGUUUAUUAUAUUAUUGGCUAAUUGAUAAUAACCUUAAGACAACCAUGGUGAUUAUUAGGGAAGAAAGUAAAUUCGAAUUUGAAACGAAAGUUGUGAACAACAGAGACAGUUUUAUUUUAAAUGUCGUAAGGUUUAUUUUGAAUUAUUUAACACGAUUUUCGAUAGCGGGUAUAGUUGUAUAUGUGUGCUGGAUAGCCAUAAGGAACUAUCAUUAUUGGUUUUCAUGGCACGUUAUAUUGUGUACCUUUGGGUAUCUGCCUCUAAUGGCGGAGUCCAUUAUGUUAUUUCUAAGUGAUGAAGUAUGGGCUACUCAAAUAUCACGAACUGCCAAAUACACCGUGCACGGCAUAUUAAUAUCUGUAGGAACUGUAAUGAUUAUAUCAGGAGAUUCGAUAGUUUUUCAUUAUAUUACGCCUGGUUAUCAUUUGUACACAGCACAUGGAAUUACAGGUUUUGUCUCCAUGAUUUGCAUAAUUUUAUCUAUCCCUGUUGGUAUAGCAGUGAAAUAUCUCCGAAAUAUCAAGCAUUACUUACCACUAUCCUCAGCAGGCUGCAAGUUCGUCCACAACAUCUUGGGAAUCUUAGGUUACGGAAUAGGUAUCAUGAGUCUGUGUUUUGCAUUCUACACAAAUUGGUUUGUAUAUUAUACGGAAUACGAAUCAAGAAUUUUAGCGUUGACAGUGACGAUUCUAGCAGCCGCCUGGACAAUGAAUGGAGCAGUAGUAUCAUUGUAUCAUCAAAUGAAAUCACUUAUAUUUUAAUAUUUAUUAUGAAUAAACUGAUUUUGUUUA
Messenger RNA from Sitophilus oryzae (rice weevil), 986 nucleotides. Its product is annotated as cytochrome b561 domain-containing protein 2. The record is from RefSeq and is a predicted model, not a curated record. Lineage: Eukaryota; Metazoa; Arthropoda; Insecta; Coleoptera; Curculionidae. Gene Ontology annotation, molecular function: transmembrane monodehydroascorbate reductase activity. Bases 240 to 956 code for a protein of 238 amino acids. The transcript has 3 exons.